UUCGUCGUGAUGUCUGGUGUUGUGUUUACUGUCCGCUAGAUCCGUAGUUGGUAUGUGAUUAUUGUCGCAUUAAAUCAUGUUAUAUAAAUACUGUGUACUACUCACUGUAUACGGUCGACAGCUCGCUCCUUCCGAACUGUUACUACUGGUGUGAGAUACUCAAGAAGGCAUUUUUUGGGAUUACAACGACAGACGAGAAACAAUGCCGUUAACUGUCGAAAAUGCAAAGCAGUUGAUUGACGAUUUUAUGCUUAGAGAUGCCACAUUCAUGUUGGUAAAUUACAAUGAGCCGCAAGUAGAUAAGAUUUACAUUCUGGACAGUUCUUUCAACCCCCCUCAAAAUGCACACUUGUCCAUGUGCAAACUGGUACCAAAAGAUGCUCAAUUACUUCUUUUGUUAAGUGUCAAAAAUGCGGACAAAAAAGCGGUUCCAGCAUCUUUUGCCGAACGUUUAGUUAUGAUGGAAGCAAUGGCACUGGACCUACAAGAGGCAAGACCAAUUAUUGGAUUAUGUAAACACGCUUUGUUUGCCGAUAAAGCAGAAGCCAUCCAUAAUUCGCUUCAUACAGCGUCACAAUCAUACUUGCUCGGAUUUGACACGCUAGUCAGACUCCUGGAUCCAAAGUACUAUGAGCCGCAAGGCAUUGAACAAGCACUCGGACACUUUUUCGCCAGUACGAAAGUGAUGUGCGUUGCUAGGCCCGACGUAUCAUCAGGUCUUUCCGAACAGGAGGAAUACAUGAGGAGUAUCGCCAAGGGCGAUAUGAAAGGUAUCCCAGCACAGUGGGCCAGCCGGAUUACAUUUGCAACGUUGCGAAACGGAGGAGAAGGAGUCAGUAGUACAGCUGUUCGAAAGGCCAUUAAGGAAAAAAAUGAUGAACUUGUCAAAUCGCUCGUUCCACCAGCGGUGUAUCAGGUAUUGAAAGAGCUUCGACCAUACUAGACAAAUACAAAUGAGUAGAUAUAUCUGUGAUCAUUUCGUCAUUCACCAGAACCCUUUUUUGAGUAUGCCAAUAAUUUAUUGAAAAUUCAGAGCUUUCUUUGCCAUUUCCAAGACACCUUCGUAGGUUGCGUUACCACCAAUGAAGCCGGAAGCAUGAACGAAAAUGCAUCCAGGAAUACCGGUCAGUUUGGACAGGGCAUCGUCACGGACACCACGCCAGGGCUCGGGCAGAGGCAAGCGGGAAACGAAAGAAUCGGGCGAAAUGCUGACAGCUUGGAUACGCCAAUUUUUGCCAUCACUGUAGAGUGCGUAUUUGAACUGGCCGACGAUAUUCUUCUCCUCCUCAAUUUCGAACAAGUGACUCUUCCAAGGACAGCUCUUUUGGAAAACAAUGAUCGGAGACGAACCAGCUUCGUUAACAGCGGACUCCACGAUUGACUUUGCGGGAAGCCAAGAAAGAGUAUAGUAUUUGACAGCUGCCUCGAACCAAUGACCCAUCAUCCGACUAGCCUUCAUGAAUUGCUCAUAAAUAGCAUCGUCAUCCUGCUUGUCGGAAUUCCACUCAGGAAAAAGCAUGGAAACCAUACCGGGGAGACUUAAAGAGGAGCGGAAGGCAGGCUUCAGCUCGGCAGGGUAUGGAGAAAUACCAUUGUCAUCAGCGUCAAGGCCUUCGAUGAACUCGCGGUAAAUCUUUACAUGAAGCAAGUCCAAUUGGCUUUCCGUAAUGGGAGCGCUAGGCAAGAUGGAGGUAAUAACACGCUUACCGAAAUACUUGUACACAAGACCAGCACUGGAAAGUUUGGUUUUAUAGUCGGGAGAGAAAGUAUCAUUGAAUUCACGCUGGUGAUGGUCAAAAUACUUCACACCGUCGAACUUUCCGCCAACGUCUACGGCAAUGUCACAGGAAUCAAUGAGCUCGAGGUCACGAGUACGAAUUACUUUUGCAUCACGGUAUUCCUCCAGACAACGCAGCAUAUAGACUGCGAGGGCUAAGCUCAGUUAGUAAGCAUGCAUGAAAAGUGAGAGAGGAGCAGAAAGGAUCACCGUUUUGGUGAAUCUGUACAGAUUCAUCAACGUUUUCGUUUUCUUAUGAACCGAAAGACUCCCUCAUCUUUAACACGUACAUUCAUCAGCGUGAAAUUUUCCACUAUGAGUAGCAAUUCGUUUUUGAGAAGACAUCCUGAAGCGUCUAGAGAAUGGAAGAACGCAAAUUUUGCUUAUUAAAUUUUGGAGUGGUAGUUGGCGCAUUCGCUACCAUUGUAUUGGAUGCUCCCUGAGAAGCUUUCGCCGCGUUUUUAAUUCUCGUUAAACGAGUAGUUUGUUCGCAAAGACCAGCAAGCACCGGCGCUUUUAUUGUCGGGAUUGAAUUUUAAUUGAAAAUUGAAAAGAAGCGUGCAUGUCGUUCAAUACGAGAAUGAACAAAAAUUAAGUACGUGUAUUGUUAGUAAGAAUAAGCUCGUCGUUGCAGUGAAACGAGACAUUCAGAGCACAAGAAUCGGAUCAGGUCGCAGAAAAUGAGUAGUAAAUGCAAUUUUUUGUACGCGAAAUUCAAUGGCAGCGUCCAUUCCUACUAUACUCGUGAUUCUUUAUAUAAUCCUCUCUCUGGAAUGGUUUACAGUUUGUACCAAGCGUUUAUACCAUCCAUUUCAUAACCACAGAAAUUAAAUUCGGAUCUUCAUCAGCUGUCAUUUCACAGUUCAUUGUGCAAUUCUAGUUUUGAACGUCGAGUUGACAUUUUUUUCGUCCUGUUUUAAGCAAUUUGAAGCCUAGAAUUCUGUUAAACGUUCAGUUUAAAUUGAAACAGCACUCGUUCAGUGUUCUCUUUGCAUUUUUUAACAAUUUAUUAAACAUUGUUCUCAUUUUCGUGACAUUCAGUUUCUGCCGUAGUUGGGAGAGGACAAAACGAGAUAGGUGGUUGCUGUGCUUUGUUGUUCCGGCGGCUUACGUGUAGAAAACCUUAUUUG
Messenger RNA from Schizosaccharomyces japonicus yFS275, 2907 nucleotides. Its product is annotated as fungal protein. Gene Ontology annotation, biological process: nucleotide biosynthetic process; NAD+ biosynthetic process. Gene Ontology annotation, molecular function: nicotinamide-nucleotide adenylyltransferase activity; nucleotidyltransferase activity. The transcript has 2 exons. The record is from RefSeq and is a predicted model, not a curated record. Lineage: Eukaryota; Fungi; Ascomycota; Schizosaccharomycetes; Schizosaccharomycetales; Schizosaccharomycetaceae. The coding region runs from base 203 to 943 and encodes 246 amino acids.